AUGGGCGGCAAUGGCUGCCUCCUGGCGCCGUGCUUCUGCGGGGCGCUGCUGUCGCGGCGGCGGAAGGCGCGGCUGGUGCUGUGGGGCGGGGAGUCCCGGGCGGCCCGGCACGGGAAGCUGGCGGGGCAGGUGAUGCUGGAGGUGGCGGGCACCGUGGUGUGCCGCGCCGAAGCUUUCUACCUGGGCCGCCCCGCGCCCGUGCUGGCCAUCGAGGACAGGCUCCUGGGCGGCGGCACCUACCUGGUGCUCCCCGUGGACCGCCUCCCGCAGGGCUACGACGCGGUCACCGCCGCGUCGCUGGCCGCGCUCUCCUACGACAGGGCUGCAGGUGGCGGCGCUGGAGGGGGCUCGUCGUCGCCGUCCAUCGCGGGAGGGCCCCGAAGUCCGUUCGAGUACGUGAAGGGCGACGACGGGCGCACGGUCAUCAAGGUCACGCCCGAGUUCCUCAUCGGGGCCAUCACGGCCAGCAGCAGGGCCGCCAAGGAAGACAAGGACGACAACGGCGAGGCGUGCGCCGGGGCGCUGUGCAGCACGCCCGAGCUGAGGAAGCACUACGAGCAGCUGGUGGGCGCCGCCAGGGGCCGCGCGUGGUCGCCGCGCCUCGACACCAUCAAGGAGCGCAAGGGCAGGAGGGGCAUCGCCCUCGCGGCGGUCGUCAGCCCCGGCAAGCUGUCGCCGUUGGCCGUCACCACCAGGCUCCUCUCGGGCUCGACGCCGCCAAAGCAGAAACCAGGUAGCGAUAUCAGGCUGCAGGUGUAG
This is a messenger RNA of Miscanthus lutarioriparius, 759 nucleotides long. The record is from the annotation of a GenBank genome assembly. NCBI's taxonomy places the organism in Eukaryota, Viridiplantae, Streptophyta, Magnoliopsida, Poales, Poaceae.